CUGACAACAGUAUGGAUACAAAUGGCAAUUGUAAAAAGUCAGCAGUAGAUAAAAUUCGUGACUAUGUUCGACAAAGACGGCACAAUUCUGAUGUUACUAUGAAGAAACAUCCGAAUUUCAUAUCUCUUUUGUCUUAACAAAUGUUUAUUUGCUUAUAAUAACCUCAACUCCCAUUAGUGAGCAUUGUAGUCACCAUAUAAAUACUUGAAGUUUGUUUUAAAAUUGAUUUACAGUGACUACCUUAAUAUGUUGGGAGGAGGAGCAGAUUGUCUUGAUCUGGAUUUUGUGUAUGCUGAUACUGAUACUCAUGCAAAUGAAAUUGCUGAACUCUACAGUUAUACUGAACAACCAGAAUUCCAGCUUAAUGUUAAGGCUUUCGAAGAUCAAAUGGAACAAUAUGAUUUGCCUCCAAGUUGGCAAAGGCUAUCAAUUCCUCAAAGAAAAUCGGUUAUCAUGAAACUCCUUGAUCAGCUAGAAGUUAGUAGUAAAUUCAUUAGAAUGAAAGCAGCCCGGUGUAUCUUAUACUUGGCACAAGGGUGUUGGGCUGAAAUGCAGUCUGAUGCUGAACAACAACAAUGGACAAGGACAAAUAUUAUGUUAAUGUACAAUUUAGGAGUUUUCUCUGCUUUUAUAGAACUGUUUAAUAUUGAAAUUGAUAAUAGCAAUGCGGCUCACUCCGCCAUGAGAAAAAUAGCUAUAUCAUUAGCAGAUUCCCAGGACCUUAGAGUAAUAUUAUCGGUGUUGUAUAUAUUUGUAGAAGUAAUGCGCAAUGAAAAAUGCUCAGAAUUGAGAGAAUAUGAAGCUGAAGUAGAAUCAUUUUAUUUAGAAUUAACUUCUGCAGUUGGUGAAGAUCUGUUAGCAGUUAAAUUACUAGGAAUGGUCACUCAAUUUUGCAGUGGCGUUGCGCCUCACUUUCCUAUGAAAAAAGUAAUUUUAUUACUAUGGAAAGUGAUUCUUUUCUCUUUGGGAGGUAUGGAAACAUUAAGACAACUAAAAGCAGAAAAACGCUGGAAGGCAGGCUUAGCACCUCAAGAUGAAGAUACAUUAGAAAUAGCAAAAACUAUGAGAGCUUCAUCACCACCUGCUAGUGCCUCAGAUCUUCUUGAAGCUAACCAUAAACGUAGUAAUAGGUUCUUUAAAAAGAGUUUAAUUAAACAAAGUUCCCUGGAUGACCAUGAAUCUUUAGCUAUAGAAAUUGAUGGAACUGUUGGAAAUGAAAAUGCCGAUGAUAUUGUUCUGGCACUUGUAGAAUAUGAAGAAAUGAAAGCAGAUAACAAUCAACAAAUGGUAAAUAACUAUCAAAAUAGACCAAGCACUCCUAUUUCAGCCGGUCUGCCAUUACCUAGAGGUUUACCAUGGAAACCAAAAGUAAGACGAAAAGAUAUAGAUCUUUUUCUCGAAAAUGCCAGAAUGAAAUUCGUCGGCUAUAACUUACAAGGAGAUCGUGAUAGUCUAGCCGGACUUCCACAACCAAUUCAUGAAGGAGUGAAAACAUUAAAAGAACAUGUAUACGUAUCAUUAGCUGAACUUCAAAUAGAAAAUGAAGAAAAAAUUGCCAGAAAUCCACUCUCUUUCAGCGAGACUGACAUAGAAUUGAACCCAACAGAAAUACUCUACCAAGCAAUGCUACCUAACUUACCCCAAUACAUGAUUGCCUUGUUAAAGAUUCUUUUAGCAGCUGCUGCACCUACCUCAAAACUAAAAAGUGAAUACAUAAAUAUUAUGUCAGACGUUUUACCAGAAGAAAUGCCUAUGACAGUUCUUCAGUCAAUGAAACUCGGUAUAGAUGUGAACAGACACAAAGAAAUAAUUGUAAAAGUUGUAUCUGCUAUCCUACUACUUUUGCUCAAACAUUUUAAGCUAAAUCAUAUUUAUCAGUUUGAAUUCAUGUCUCAGCAUCUUGUCUUUGCAAACUGCAUCCCCUUAGUAUUAAAAUUCUUCAACCAAAACAUAAUGGCAUAUGUGGGAGCAAAAAAUAUUAUUCCAAUUUUGGAUUUUCCCUCUUGUGUAAUUGGUGAUCAACCAGAAUUGACUGCAGAAAGUUUGGAAAUUGGGGAUGCUGCCCCAUAUUCCUGGAGGAAUGUAUUCUCAUGUGUUAACUUAUUAAGAAUUUUAAAUAAACUUACCAAGUGGAAACAUUCUAGAAUAAUGAUGCUUGUAGUUUUUAAAUCGGCCCCAAUUCUUAAGAGAACACUGAAAGUCCGUCAUGCUAUGACACAGUUGUAUGUUUUAAAGUUAAUAAAAAUGCAAACAAAAUAUUUAGGAAGGCAAUGGAGAAAAUCUAAUAUGAAAACUAUUAGCGCUAUCUACUCAAAAGUUAGACAUCGUUUAAACGACGACUGGGCUUUCGGAAACGAUCUAGAUGCAAGACCUUGGGAUUUUCAAGCUGAAGAAUGCGCUUUACGUGCUUCAGUCGAUAGAUUUAACAACAGAAGAUACUCAAACGCACCAAAGGAUAUAGAAUUUGAACCAGUUGAUAACUGCCUUAGUAGCAUUUUGGGAUCAGGCUAUGACCUUUCAGAAAAUUUCAAAAGACACUAUGAACUUUGGUUGGAACAAGAAGUAUUUCGUAACGAAAUAGAAUGGGAAAAACUUUUAAAAGAUUAAGCGGUACUUAAAAUGUAGAAAAAAAUACAACUGGAGGUACCUUGAGUAACUGAAUAUAUGAAAAAUUUCAUAAGUCUGCUGUUAAGUAAUCUCGUUAGAUAGAUAAUGCGUAGACCAAAUGAAUGAAAAGAAUUAGAACCUGAAAAAUUGCUGCACAUUAAUGCCAUGUGCAUGUUAGUUUAUAAUUUAAUACUAUUAUUUAUACAUAAUAACUUGAUAAUUUACAGUACAAUAAUGGACUGCUGUAUAUAUCAUAAUAAAGAAACUCUUGUAACAUUGAUUAAAUUUU
Molecule: messenger RNA, 2896 nt
Organism: Agrilus planipennis (emerald ash borer)
Lineage: Eukaryota; Metazoa; Arthropoda; Insecta; Coleoptera; Buprestidae
Gene: Strip
Product: striatin-interacting protein 1
Exons: 13
Coding region: 247-2607 (786 amino acids)
Biological process (GO): cytoskeleton organization
Cellular component (GO): cytosol
Source: RefSeq, a predicted model, not a curated record